GCAAGACUAGCUGGGUGCUGUUCCUCGCGGGGCUCACCCCCGAGGCUUCGCGAUGGAGGGCGAGAGCGAAAUGAAAUUUUCUAGUAACAGCUUAACCCCUUUGUGGCGGAGGCGCUCGACCCCUCCGCCCCAGCUGCUGGGCCGGAACAAGCCAAGACCCCAGUCUUACCAGAGCCCCAGCGGGUUGCUGAUCACGGAUUUCCCGGUGGAGGACCUAGGGACGCUCCCCGCGGCACAGACUCCCGUCCAGGUACCCACCGCUGGGGACGGCAGGACGGUGCAGAGGAGCCCCCUGCUUCUGUGCCAGCGGAAGGCGGUGACCAAUGGGCGGACGGUGUCCCCGGAGUACAGGGCUGUCUCUCCUCAGCUCCGACGGCUCAAGUCACCCCAGGUCUCCAAAGGGGCGUCUGGCGGCUCCCCGAAAUCCCCGGCGAAUGGUACGGUGACUUCGCCCGCGCCGGAGCGGCUGUGCCCCCCACGGACUCCUAACGCCUCCGCCCCCUGCAGCCGGGAGGGAGACCGGAUCGGAGUGACUGCCAGCCCCCUGCCUUUGCCCACUGCAAAUGGGCAUACUCCUAGUAUCGGUUCACCAGGCUCUCGUUUGCAAUCCGGCCAGACAGCUAAGGACCCUGAGCAGGGACCCUUGCCCCAGAAUAGGCCUUUGGAACAAAAACUCCCCCUCCAAAGGCUGUCCUCACAGGAGAACGAGCUCCCCGAGAGUCCUUCAGUGGUUUUGAGCACAAAUAGCCCGGCUGCCCUCAAAGUAGGGAAGCACCAGAUUAUUCCUAAAAGCCUGGCCUCGGAAAUUAAAAUAAGUAAAAACAGCCAGAAUGUGGAGCCCCACAAGAGACUCCUCAAGGUGCGCAGCAUGGUGGAGGGCCUCGGAGCGCCCCUGGGCCUCUCGGAGGACGAAGGCGAGGCCGAGAAUGACCUGGACAGCCCUGGGUCUCUGCGGAGAGGCUUGCGGUCCACGUCCUAUCGCAGGGCAGUGGUCAGUGGCGUUGAUUUUGACAGCCCUACCACCUCGAAGAAGAAGAACAGAAUGUCCCAGCCAGUUCUGAAAGCGGUGAUGGAAGACAAGGAGAAGUUUUCCAGCCUUGGAAGGAUAAAGAAAAAAAUGCUGAAAGGACAAGGACCAUUUGAUGGGGAAGAAAAUGCCGUCUUGUACCAGAACUACAAAGAAAAGGCCCUUGACAUUGACUCUGAUGAAGAGUCCGAGCCCAGAGAACAGAAGUCGGAGGAGAAAAUCGUGAUCCAGCACAAGCCACUGCGGUCCACCUGGAGCCAGCUCUCUGCGGUGAAAAGAAACGGAUUGUCUCAGGCAGUUAGCCAGGAGGAAAGAAAGAGGCAAGAGGCCAUCUUUGAAGUUAUAUCUUCUGAACAUUCCUAUUUACUCAGCUUGGAGAUCUUGAUACGAAUGUUUAAAAAUUCUAAAGAACUGAGCGAUACAAUGACCAAGACAGAGAGUCAUCAUCUCUUCUCCAACAUUACAGACGUCUGGGAGGCAAGCAAAAAAUUCUUUACAGAGUUGGAAGCAAGACAUCAGAAUAAUAUCUUCAUAGACGACAUAAGUGACAUUGUGGAAAAACACACGGCGUCCACGUUUGACCCGUAUGUGAAAUACUGUACAAAUGAAGUCUACCAACAGCGAACACUACAGAAAUUGUUAGCCACCAAUCCGUCUUUUAAGGAAGUGCUGUCAAGAAUCGAGUCCCACGAAGACUGUAGGAACUUGCCCAUGAUCUCUUUCCUCAUUCUCCCCAUGCAGAGGGUGACUCGCCUUCCCUUGCUGAUGGACACUAUCUGUCAAAAAACACCAAAGGAUUCUCCGAAGUAUGAAGUCUGUAAACGAGCCUUAAAGGAAGUAAGCAAGCUGGUUCGCCUGUGCAAUGAAGGAGCCCGGAAGAUGGAAAGGACGGAAAUGAUGUACACGAUUAACUCCCAGCUGGAAUUUAAAAUCAAGCCCUUCCCUCUAGUCUCCUCCUCCCGGUGGCUGGUAAAGAGAGGCGAGCUGACGGCCUUCGUGGAAGACACCGUGCUCUUCUCAAGGCGGAUGUCCAAGCAGCAAGUCUACUUCUUCCUCUUUAACGACGUGCUCAUCAUCACCAAGAAGAAGAGUGAAGAAAGUUACAACGUCAAUGAUUAUUCCUUAAGAGACCAGCUGUUGGUGGAGUCUUGCGACAACGAAGAGCUUGCUUCUUCUCCGGGGAAGAACAGUUCCACGAUGCUCUAUUCGAGACAGAACUCCGCCAGCCACCUCUUCACUCUGACGGUCCUCAGCAACCACGCGAACGAGAAGGUGGAGAUGCUGCUCGGGGCUGAAACCCAGAGCGAGCGAGCCCGCUGGAUAACCGCCCUGGGACACAGCCGCGGGAAGCAGCCUCCAGACCGAACCUCACUGACCCAGGUAGAAAUCAUUCGGUCAUUUACCGCCAAGCAGCCCGACGAACUCUCCCUGCAGGUGGCUGACGUGGUCCUCAUUUAUCAGCGUGUCGGCGAUGGCUGGUAUGAAGGGGAGAGACUGCGAGAUGGAGAAAGGGGCUGGUUUCCGAUGGAAUGUGCCAAGGAGAUAACAUGUCAAGCGACCAUCGAUCAGAAUGUGGAGAGAAUGGGACGUUUGCUAGGACUGGAGACCAACGUGUAGCCUCUCUGAUGGCCGUUCGUGACUGCGAGAUUUGCACUGCAUCGUGGUGGUGGUGGGGUUCCAGCUCGUUUUCGAGUUAAUUUUAACA
Messenger RNA from Molossus molossus (Pallas's mastiff bat), 2732 nucleotides. RefSeq names its product Rho guanine nucleotide exchange factor 26 (gene ARHGEF26). The record is from RefSeq and is a predicted model, not a curated record. Gene Ontology annotation, molecular function: guanyl-nucleotide exchange factor activity; protein binding. Bases 53 to 2644 code for a protein of 863 amino acids. Lineage: Eukaryota; Metazoa; Chordata; Mammalia; Chiroptera; Molossidae. Gene Ontology annotation, biological process: activation of GTPase activity. The transcript has 14 exons.